GAGGAUGCCUGUCAUAGAUGUGGGUGAAAUGUCAGGAGAGAAGGCUUCUGAAACGUGGACAUACAGCCCGGAAAACUCACAGCAACCCAAUUUAAAUCAGAUUAAAGCCAGGCACACAUAUGGCUUUGAUAUUUUCAUUGGGCACAAGAAUUGCACCAAUAUUGAUGCCCAUUGAGCCUUUUAGGAGGGGCUAUUCCACAUCUGGGAUGCCACAACCAAGGGUUCUCAGCCUGUGGGUCCCCCGAUGUUUUGGCCUUCAACUUCCAAAAAUCCUAACAGCUGGUAAAUUGGCUGGGAUUUCUGGGAGUUGUAGGCCAAAACACCUGGGGGCCAGAGGUUGAGAACCACUGCUCUGCACUGUAAAAUUAAUGCAGUUGAACUGCCAAGGCUCAAUGCUAUGGAGUCAUGGGAGUUGUAGUUUUGCAAGGUGUGCAGUCUCCUCCGCCAAAGAGUGCUGAUUUAUUUAUCAUGUCAGAAGCGAACCGAGGGUACAAUUUGUAAUGUAUUUGAAACCGCAAACAAAGUUUAAAAAAAAAACACAAAGUUUAGUAUCAUUUGGUAUGAUACUAAAUGUCCUUUGACCUGUAGCUGACCACUUGCAGUGCCUCUAGUGUUGCUGUAAGAAGGUCUUCCAUUGAUCUGGAGAACAAGCCUUACGAGGAGCGGCUGAAAGAGCUGGGCAUGUUUGUCCUGCAGAAGAGAAGGCUGUGAGGAGACAUGAGGGCCGUGUAUAAAUAUGUGAGGGGAAGUCAUAGGGAGGAGGGAGAAAGCUUGUUUUCUGCAGCUCUGGAGACUAGGAGGUGGAACAACAGCUUCAAAGUACAGGAAAGGAGAUUCCACCUGAACAUUAGGAAGAACUUCCUCACUGUGAGAGCUGUUUGGCAGUGGAACUCUCUGCCCCAGACUGUGGUGGGGGCUCCUUCUUUGGAGGCUUUUAAGCAGAGGCUGGAUGGCCAUCUGUCGGGGCUGCUUUGAGUGUGAUUUUCCUGCUUCUUGGCGGCGGCGGCGGGGGGGGGGGGGGUUGGACUGGAUGGCCCAUGAGGUCUCUUUCAACUAUAGGAUUCUAUGAUUGUGCAUAGACUGCACUGUAAUAGGUGGUCUGUGGUUUGCUGAUGCCUCACAAAAACUACAACUCCCUGGAUUCCAUAGCUUUAAACCAUGGGAGUUUCCAGUGUUAUCUUACUGCAUUUAUGCAGCCCAAGUUUCGGUUUCGUAUUCAGGAAAUGUUCUGCUUAUUCAAUUGCAAUUACAAGCUUCAGGGAAGGCCAAGAAAGGGUUAAGCCGAGUUCCACCUAAUUGUUCUUCUUCCUGGUCAUCGCGUAAAGUUUUAAGCCUUUUCCUCUUGGGCGAACAGGGGAACAGGAGCAUUUCUCUUUCCUUGCUGCUGUUCUUCCCUUUAACCCUAAGUCACCCAGUGGAGGAGCGGGCGGAGGGGAGGAGAGAGAGAGACAUUUUGGCCUUCUCGGUCUUCAUUCAUGAUUUUGACAGCUGGAGGAGAGAGAGAAAAGAGAGAGAGAGAAGAAAAAAAAAACCCGGCUCUGGAGAGUGCGAUCCUGCCAACAAGCCUGCCCUGGCUUCUGAUUGGCGGAGUGUCAGGGAGCGAUUUGAAUAUUCAAUGAGCCCCUUUGGAAGCCAGGUUCGGUGGGUGACAUUCGUGAAAUGCGCUGGAGGGGGAGGAGGAGGGGCGGCGGGGAAGCGCUCGCGUCCGAUUGGCGGGUUGGCAGGGAGCGAUUUGAAUAUUCAAUCAGCCCCUUUUAAGGCAAAGAUUCAGUGGGUGACAUUUGUGAAAGGAAAGAGGGCGCUGGAGAGGAGGAGAAGGAUGGGCUUCGCUUCCUGGAUGCAGCCUCCUCCUCCUCCGUCGUCCGCGCAGUUGACGUGCAAACUUUUAAGCAGCGGAAAGAAUGUCGGCGCGGGCCGCGGGUGACGUCAGGGGGGAGCAACGCAGAGCGGCGGCGAACAGGCAGCAGCAGCAGCAGCAAUCCCAGCGGCGGGCCCGGCCUGGAGGAGGAGGAGGAAGCGGAGGAGGAGGAGGAGGGGAGAGCGGCCUCGGCCCCGCUGCCUCUGCCGCCGCCACCACGACGCUGCCGGCCAAUACGGGGACCCCGGCGGGCCCCAGCAGCAGCAGCGCCGCCAUGGCCACCAGCGGCGGGGAGCGCCGGUCCCUGCCCAGCCCCGAGGCCAUGCUGGGGCAGCCCUGGAGUCACUGGGUCGACGCCGCCAAACUUCACGGGAACAACGACGGAGCAGCCUUAGAAGAAAGCUUCAAGGAAUAUGGAAAAAACCGAGAAGCAAUGCGACUCUGUAGAGAAGAUAUGCCAAUAUUUGGUCUUUGUCCAGCGCAUGAUGAUUUCUAUUUGGUGAUGUGUAACCACUGUAAUCAGGUUGUGAAACCACAGGCAUUUCAAUCACAUUAUGAAAGAAGACACAGCUCCUCCAGCAAGCCGCCUUUAACCCCCACUUCCUCUUCAGUAUUCUCAGGCUUCUCAUCUCUGUCUUCAAAGAGCAAAGGUAGCAGCGGAGGGGGGAGCAGUCGCUCAUCUAGUGGUGGAGGUACUAGUGCAUCAUCGUCAUCCAGUUCCAAGUUGUUGAAAUCACCCAAAGACAAGCUGCCAAUCAGUGGAAAUAAUAGGCCAAUACACCUGGUACAUAGCAAAGGUCCCCAUGACAAAAUCAUGACUCCAUCUGUCAAAGUGGAAAAAAUACAUCCAAAGAUAGAUGGUGCAUUAUUGAAACCUGCUGUUGGUCCAACCUGUUCUACUACUGUGAGCUCCUCAAUAAAGACUGGCCUUAAUCCCUCAAUACCAAAGCCACCCUUGCCUUCCCCUGGACAGAUACUGAAUGGUAAAGGUCUUCUCUCUGUGCCUCCAUACUUGGAAAAGAAACAAGACGAGGGUACAAACAAUAGGAAAUUUUUACACAAACGAUUAUCAGAGAGAGAAUUUGAUCCUGAUAUCUAUUGUGGUGUCAUUGACUUGGAAACCAAGAAACCCUGUACUAGGUCUUUGACAUGCAAGACACAUUCCCUAACUCAACGGAGAGCUGUGCAGGGUCGGAGGAAGCGAUUUGAUGUAUUACUUGCUGAGCACAAAAGCAAAACCAGGGAAAAAGAAUUACUGCGCCAUUUGGAUCAUCAGCAGCAGCAGAUGCCCCCUCUCAGGGAACCACAUCCCUCACCUUCAAGAACUUCCCAGGAGCUGCACCAAAAUUCUCAUGGAGUUAUUCCUACAGAAUCAAAGCCUUUAGUACCUAAUAAACCCAAACCUCACACCCCCAGUCUUCCAAGGCCUCCAGGCUGUCCAGCCCAGCACAGUGGGAAUGCCCCUAGUGAAUCUUCGUCAGUACAUGAAUCUCCACAGGCUCCCCUGCCUGCCACUGAACCAGCAUCUCGGUUAUCCAGUGAUGAGGGAGAAUGUGAUGAAAAAGAAGAGCUUGUUGAAAAACUGGAUUGUCUUUAUUCAGAUCAUCAUCCUCAACCAGCUGCUUUUUGCACAUUUGGUAGUCGACAAAUUGGAAGAGGUUACUACGUGUUUGACAGACGAUGGAACCAUAUCCGAUGUGCACUUAAUGCCAUGGUGGACAAGCAUCUUAACUCGCAGAUGUGGAAGAAAAUUCCUCCAGCGACAAGCAACACUGCAUCCGUACGUGCUCCACACCGGACAAGCUCAACGCCUGUGUCCCAAUACGGUGCCAGCACAACAGGCUUCCUCCUACCCACCACAGCUAUGUCUCCGCCAGUGCUUGUGUCUCCUUCCUGUUUAUCUCUUAGUGGUAAAUCAGUACCUUCCCAUGGGACUACGCUCAAUGCCAACCCUGCUAGUUUUGGUGCAGCAGAACCUGCCUGCAGUAUGCAAUCAAGACAAGUGUCUACGUCCCCGUCAACACCUCCAGUGCUUUCCUCAGUACCUUCACCUCUGUCCAGCAAACCUCAGAAAUUGAAAUCCAGCAAAUCUUUUAAGCCUAAGGAACCUUCCGCUAGCAGCGCCAACUGUAACAGUACCAGUAGCAACAGCAGUAGCGGCAGCUCAGGAAAGAAACGUAAAAACAGUUCUGCGCUGCCAGCACCUUCUUCUCAUUCCACAGAAUCCUUUAGGAAAAACUGUGUGGUUAACUCUGGAAACUCGGGGGCUUCUUAUCACUCACCUGUGAUGUCUUCAUCCCACAGUGUUGGCCUCAAUUGUAUGACUAGUAAAGCUAACUCGGUUAGCCUCAAACAUGACCAAUCAGGGAGGGGCCCUCCAACUGGGAGCCCUGCAGAAUCGAUAAAACGAAUGAGCGUGAUGGUGAACAGCGGUGACUCCACCCUCUCGUUGGGGCCAUUCAUCCACCAGUCCAGUGAACUGAGUGUAAACUCGCACAGCGGGUUUUCACAUUCACAUCCUUCCCUAGAUAAAUUAAUAGGAAAGAAAAGAAAGUGCUCGCCUGGUUCAAGCAGCAUAAACAGCAGCAGCAAAGCAAACAAGGUUGCCAAAUUGCCACCGGUGAACAACAUUCACACAAAACACACUGGUGCAAUCCCAGGGACACAAGGACUGGUGAACAAUUCUGUCCUUCAUCAGCCAAAGGCUCGUCCCUAACAGUUGACAGUACCGUGAUAAAACUGGAUUAUUUUCACUACAAGCGGAAAAAAAACUCCAUCUGGAAAUUCUGGACUCCAAGAUGCCUUUUUGAGUUCUCCCAAUUUCCCGCGGUCCUCAGGUGUGGAAAUCUACUGGACUGUCACCCAAUCAAGGAGUUUUCCUGAAGCCAUGUCUGUAGCAGCGAAGCUUGGAAAUGGACACUGGAUUGCUGUUCAGCCACAGGAUUGUUCCUAUCAGUGUUACCUGUGGUCUGGACCUCUUGCUACAAAUCCCUGUCAGAUUUUACUUACAGGAAUACAUCAACUUGCCACUAUUUGAUCUAGAUUGGUUGGGCAAAGCAAAGUUUGGGAAAGAACAUUACUGUGGACUUGUUUUUUUCUUUUCUUCUGAUGGUGUCAUAGGCAUAACUGAUUGCCAGGUUGACACCAGUGAAAAACCCUCAAGAAGGGGGGCACAAUGUGUUAGGCACAAUAAAAAGAAGAAGAAGAAAAAGAAGAAGAAGAAAAAGAAGAAGCCCUCAAGAAGGGAAUAUGGCUUUAGUGUUUUAUAGCAAUGUUCCUUGAUUGGAAUACAAAAAUAGCACAAUUUAAAAACAAAGUCUACAUUUGCCCAGCAUUUUGGGAUAAAAACAAUUUGGGAUAAGAAGCUGUCAGGAAUUCUAAAAAACAAGCACAUGCUUUCCUUUUAGUGCAUGAUGUCUCCAUCACUCAAAAAGGAAAAGUAUGUAUCAAUAAUGAAAUCACAUGGUACAGAAUAAUUUUAUAGGCAGCACCCACCAAGUGCAGCUGCUUAACAGCCUUUGUUUAUUCCAGUGGGGAGCCCCUUUACAAGGCUUAUGGAAAUGAAUGGAGGCUGCAUAGUGGCACUGUUUGGAUGAGGGCUGCGCCUGCUUGAUUUUAAACAAAAUUGCUUUGAUUUUAAAACAUACAUUAACCACUUUCAGAUCCAGAAUGGCAAAUGACCUCUAAAACUAUUCCCAAAGAAAACAUUUCUUGACCUAUACUGUAUGCCAUAAGCCUUUGUUGUUUGGAGCAGGUGGGUGGGGAAACAAGAAAAUGCCAAUGGAAGUUGGUUGUACCAUCCAACCCUUGGAGCAGGGGUGGAAUACAAAACUGAAACACAAACUCACUAAACUGAAACAGUUUAAGACACUGAAUUCUCAGUGCUUCUUUGUUUUUUUCUUCCUGUAGAAAUACUUCCCAGUAAGUUGAUCUCAUCAUCCCAUUUUAUAAAGUCUGUGUUCAGAUUAUUCUGAUGACUGCAUAAGUGCCAGUUCAAACUCUGAGCUCAGUGUUCAACUGCAUCCUUGUGUCGCCAUCCUGUACACAACAGGGGAAUGUUUUAGACAUGUUAUCUGAUCCCAGAUGCUUAUUUAACCCCACAAGGUUUUUUUUAGGGGAGGGAUCAAAACUUAGAAGGGCUUUAAUAUUCUCUUUUGAUCUGGUUCUUUCCAGCAGUAAGUGGAUCUUGAAAUACAAUCUGGAAUGUCAAACCAUUUAUGUGAAAGGAAAGGAAAUAUCUGUCCAAAACCAUAGGGUAUAAUCCAUGAGGGGCUUUCCUACUGCAAAUAUGUAUGUACAAAAAAAACCCCACGUUUCCUGUUGAUUUAAUGGAGUGUGUGUUGGAUUGUGAAUUCAGACAGCCAUUUCUUCCCCAGUGAAAGCUCUUUCUUGCAAGUGGCAACUUAGACUGGGCAUUACCAACUAGCUUUGGGCUCUGUUCAGUAUGCUAGACUUCCACGCCUUCUCCGAGUGGCAGCUACAGAGCCCACUGCACCUUGAGAUACUUGUCAGAUCACCUUCCGUAUUUCUUUGAUUCUAAGAUGCACACUAAUGUCAGUAUCAUCAACAACGACAAAAAGCUUUGAUUCUAAAAUAAUUCUUAGAAUAUCUUUUAGAAUUCCUUCAGUAUACACAAUGACUUUUCAUUUCAGUGUAGCUUUGUAGUACAAUUGUAUUGACAACAUUUGAUGUGCAAGUAAGGGAUCAAAAUGAACAAAACAUAGUAACUCAACUGUUUGCGUAGGUGGUUUCAAAGAUACAACCCAAGCUUCCUAAUUGUGGCUGAGUAAGCUCCACUAGAAUGAAAUAAUGGUGGCUCCACACUUGCAGAGCAUGCCACUUUAUUCCAGUAGAAUAGCAAGAGCAGGAUGGAGCAAUAAUGAUGAAAUUUGGAGGUGCAAUUUCCAUGUAAAAACACAUUUUGUGGUUUCAUCUUCAAAGUGUGGAAAAAUUCUGGAAAAAACUGAAUCUAAGAUGCACCUGCAAUUCUAAAGUGACCACAACUUUAGAAAUGUUUAUAUGGCAGGGGUGGGGGGGGGAGUGUGUCUUAGAACUGAAGAAAUACAGCAGUCCUGGUUGCUUUCCAUACUUCUUUGAACUGUGUGGCCCAAAAGUGGAGACCCUGAGGAAGAAAAGGUGUUGUCUGAAUCGACCCAACUGGGCUUGUGCAGGAGUAGCUCCCAAUGGAACGUGCCUGAAGACUUCUGCCUUAAAGGGCCACCAGAUCUUGCUGAGAUUAGACAAUCUGAGCCUGUCUCGUUCCCGCAGCCCAGUCUCUCUCCCUCCUACGGUGGCAAAUUGCACAUCAGGGAUUGUAAAGCCACCAGAAGCAGCAUCAAGAGCUGCUUGGGAUUUUUCUUUGCUGUUUUUUUUUUUUCACUAUUGAGGUUUUUCCAAAUCGACGCAAAAUUUGCUACUGAAUUGCUAGAACACAGUGAAGCAACAAGACUCUAUGCAGACAACUCUAAAGCCUUGAAAUCACAAAAGAUCAUGUGUUAUUGUUUUUCUAAGAAAAGGAAAUGAAAAUACUUUUGAAUGGUGAUGAUUAUGCAAAUAUUUAAAAUGACUGCAUGCUGGGCGGUGGGGGAGUUUUAAACAACCCCUCAGUUUAUCAAGGAUCCUGUAAAUUUAAAAAAACCAAUUGUGAAUUGGCUUAUUUUGGGAGGGGGAGGGUACAACCAAAGUAACGCAUCUGCUCUGCAGAAAGAGAGAGAGAGAGAAAUCAAUGCAGGCUCCAUCCCAUGUGUUGGAUAUUUUCAAUCACAAGUGCAAUUUGGUUUUGAUAGAUUUACCUUUGAAGGCCAACAGAUUUUUUCAUAAGUUGAAACUUUAGUGGCUUUAAGUACUAAAAAAAACACGUUUGUUUUAUAAAUAUAUUGCUCUGAAAAGAUCACAGCAAGUCCCAGGCUUCUUGGGGGGAAAACAUGCAGUAUGAAAAGUCUUGUUAUUAACCACUGUGUUUAAUUGAAAAGGGUUGAAGCCUUGGACCCAAUUCCCACUGUGAAUGUCUGUAUUACAAGCCAUGUUGACCAAGAUGGGAGCUACAUACAAACACAGCCAUGCUCUUGCACAAAUCUGUGGAGGAAGCAGGUAUGUAAGAGGCAUUCCAGGGUGGAAUUGUGUCCUAUACCUGUCUGCAAUGGCUUAUAAUUUUAAAAAUUGCCAUGAAGAGAGUUAGAGGACAUCUUAACUUUAUGCCUGCCCUCACAGUGUAGACUUGCUUAACUAUGAUACAAACAAUAUUCCAUUUGGGGAGCUUAAGUAAUGAAUGGAAUCAUUGUUUUUGAAGCUUUUAAUGUCUGACCACAUUCUUACUGUAUAUAUAAUUAAGGAAAUUUCAAAAUUUUAAUUUAUCUUGCGAGAUUUGCAGUGGCUGGGUUGUUUCUUAGAGAGAUUUUGGUAUUAAUUUAAGAUACAGUUUUUAUAGUCUUUCCAGCUUCUCAUGAUGACUCCUGCAGUUUUCUUAACCUAAAAGGAAAAAAAAUUGUUGCAAUGAUGAACAAAGAAUUAUAUGAAAUAAUGAAACCCAUACUUUUGUAUCUUUAUUUUGGAAUUUCUUGUUCUAUUAUAAAUAUUGAAGUAUCCCUAUUUCAGAAGACAUAUUUUGUUAAUUGAUUGUACAUAUUUAAAUAUGUAUUUUUGCACAGGUCUUUUUUUCUUAUAUCCAGUUUUUGGUACAAUUGAAAAAAAAUCAUCUAGUAUUUAUUAAUUAAAAAGAAAAAAAAAGCAAAUACCCUUUUUAUCAUUUGAAGUGGUUCACUGCCAAGCCAAUAGCUUAACAUGCCUAUUUGCAGUUUUUAAGGGAUGCCUCUGCUUUGGGAAGUGGGGAAAACCGUGUCCCUUAUUUUAAUGUCUUGGGAGUUGCUGGAUACAAAGGAAGGUUCUGACGCCGCAGUCCAGGGCCCACAGGCGUCACUUUCCUUCUAAGCCAGGCAUGGGCAAACACCAGCCCUCCAGGUGUUUUGGACUUCAAAUCCCACAAUUCCUAACAGCCGAUAUCGGCUGUUAGGAAUUGUGGGAUUUGAAGUCCAAAACACCUGGAGGGCUGGAGUUUUCCCAUGGCUGUUCUAAGUGGUGAGGCUGUGUGGCAUCUGGUUGCAAAUUGUUGGCCUGCUCUGGUAUACACAACAUUGCUUACAGUUGCCUGAGUCCCAGAAGACAACAUUUGAGUUGUGACACACUGCUUAUUUUUUCUUUUUAGCAUUUUGUUUGAAUGUGCAUGUGUGUACGUGUGUGUGUGUGUGCCUGUGUGCGUGCCCACAUGCGUGCACCUUUGUGUGUGUGUGUGUGUGUGUGUGUGUAUGUGUGAGAGAGAGUCUUUACAUGGUUUCAGACUAAUGGAAAAACUGAAAGUGCCUGAUUUAUAUAUCUAGAUUUUAAGCUUGGACUGUUUUUUAGACAGCUUCUCCUUUAAAGACUUGAAUGUUCUGUUAAAAAAAACAUAAAUUGGAGCUUGCUUUUCCCACCUACAUAUGACUUUCCAGUAGACAGAGAGGAAUAAUAAAAAGUGAAGCAAAGCAGUAGACCAGUCUGAAGCAAGUCCCCAGUUCAUAAAUAAUGCCAAAGGUUCUGGAGAUAUAUUCAAUUAAUAAAAUUUGAAUAACUGUUCUUCUGUUGGUAUCGGCUAGAACUUUAGAUACAGAAUGUUGACAUUAUUUUGUAUUAUGGGAAAAAGAUAAAGUUACCUCUCAAAGCAAUUUGCAGACUACCAACACAGGCCACCAACAACCUCUGUCUUGUCUAAAAAAAACUUCAUGGGGAAUGAAUGGGGAAUUCUGCAAAGGCACAAUUUCCUGUCCAUUCAAGUGAGGGUUGAAUGGGAGAGGUUCGCAGUACGCUUGUGUUCCUAGUGUGAUUCCAACCCAUCAUCUUCCGGUAAGUUGUCUUCCGGCAAGAGUUACUAUUGCCAAGGAUUCUUUUGUUUCUGUUUGUCUCUUGGGUAAAAUGGGGAAAUCGUAUGGUGAAGGGGAUUUGACUUGAAAAAGAUUGUUUUGCUUUCCUUCAGCAGAAAACCUGUUAUUUUAACUGCUUUGUGCAAAAUAUCCUACUUUUUAUGAAAGGUGAUUAUUAUUAUUAUUAUUAUUGUUAUUAUUAUUUUUAAUGAGCACUACAUAAUGUCAAUGAGAAUGUAGGCCAUGGAAGCUUCUUGCUUUUGGAGUUGAGCCUGGCUCCACAGAGAGGGGUGGGGAAGCAAUCUCCUGUGUAAAAUGUGUGAAUAGUUUGAUAAUUUGUAUACAUAUUCAAGAGCAUCUGCUCAGAGCUGAACUUUUGUGUUGGCUGCUGUAUAAUACAUGAACAAAUGUCAUGGGGUAGAAAAAAAUUACUUUGGAUAUUUAAAAGAAGAGAAAUAUAUAGUCUAUUUGUUUUGUAACAAGUUUCUGUAAAUAAAAUAAUUUAUACUAUUUAUAAGAAAAA
This is a messenger RNA of Anolis carolinensis (green anole), 10273 nucleotides long. RefSeq names its product ataxin 7 (gene atxn7). The transcript has 12 exons. The record is from RefSeq and is a predicted model, not a curated record. The coding region runs from base 1902 to 4574 and encodes 890 amino acids. Lineage: Eukaryota; Metazoa; Chordata; Lepidosauria; Squamata; Anolidae.